Messenger RNA from Mauremys mutica (yellowpond turtle), 972 nucleotides. Its product is annotated as olfactory receptor 52E2-like. NCBI's taxonomy places the organism in Eukaryota, Metazoa, Chordata, Testudines, Geoemydidae. Gene Ontology annotation, cellular component: membrane. Gene Ontology annotation, biological process: G protein-coupled receptor signaling pathway. The transcript has a single exon. The record is from RefSeq and is a predicted model, not a curated record. Gene Ontology annotation, molecular function: olfactory receptor activity; G protein-coupled receptor activity. Bases 1 to 972 code for a protein of 323 amino acids.
AUGGCAUCUUUCAACCUCACCCCAUCUGACGCGUCAACAUUCAUCCUAAUGGGUAUCCCUGGCCUGGAAACUGCCCAUGUCCUGAUUUCCAUCCCUUUCUCUGUGUUCUACAUUAUCGUCCUGUUGGGAAAUUUCAUGGUUCUGUUUGUUGUAGGCAAAGAGCAGACCCUGCACAAGCCAAUGUACCUGCUGAUCUGCAUGCUGGCGCUCACAGACAUCGGCACAUCUACUUCCAUCAUCCCUAAAGCACUGUGUAUAUUUUGGUUCAAUUUGAAAGGCAUUACUGUGGCUGGCUGCCUCACCCAGAUGUUCUUCCUUCAUGCGGUUUCUGUUAUGCACUCAGGUGUCCUCGUGAUAAUGGCCUUUGAUCGCUACAUUGCCAUAUAUAACCCUUUGAGUUAUGCCACCAUCCUAACCAACACACGGAUAGCUAAGCUAGGGCUCGUGGGUUUGAUAAGAUCUGUUCUCUUCAUUCUGCCUGCACCUCUGCUCCUCAGCAGGCAGCCAUUCUGUGCAAACCACAUUAUCCCCCAUACAUACUGUGAGUACAUAGCUGUGGCGAAGAUGUCGUGUGGGGACAUCACAGUCAACGGGACCUACAACUUGGUGAUAGUGUUUGUAGUCAUUGGGUUAGACCUGACGCUCAUUGCCCUGUCCUAUGGUCUGAUCAUCAGGGCCAUCUUCAGAAUCUCCUCCAAGAAAUCCCACCAGAAAGCCCUCAACACCUGUACAGCCCACAUCUGUGUGAUUGUGACCUCUUAUACUCCCUCUAUCUUCUCUAACUUGACACAUCAGUUCAGUCUGGGCUUCCCUCCCCAUGUUCACAUCAUCUUGGCCAACCUCUAUUUCCUCGUCCCCCCUAUGCUCAACCCUGUCAUUUAUGGGGUCAAAACCAAAGAGCUUCGUGACAAAGUGGUUAAAUACAUCUACAGAAUAUUUUCACCAAGGGCCAUUGACCUUAAUUCUGCGUGA